AUGGGGGACCCCGAGCUCGGGAGAGAGCCAGCUCCUUUUGCGCACGAGUGUGACUUUAUGCCUCAGUCGGCUUUUGUAUUUGGGUGGCGUGCGGACGUUGGCCAGGUUGACGACACCCAGCGCUGGUGCACGCACUCCCUUCAUCAUGCUAAUCUUCAGGAAGAUGCAAGCACCUUCUUGGAAUCUCACGGCUACAGGCUCACUGUCGAAGCGGAGCCCCUGGUCGAUCCAAGCGUGUGCCCGAUGCUCAAUUUGAGGAGCCUGUCAGUUGUGAGCCGCGAACUCAUCGAGGCCGCCUAUAAGGACGACUUCAGGCUGCUGAAUUUCCAGAAGAUCACCGGGCCGGAGUUCAUCCACAUACCCCGCACGGGUGGCACCACCAUCGAGGAUGUUUCUCAGAAGUACGAGCUCUGGGGGAGAAGAAGUCCGCGAUUGCUCGGGGGCGCGAAGUGGAUGGGCCCCAAGCACAUGGACGUCUGCUAUCCCCAGCAUGUCCCACCGUCGAUCUUAGACGCCUUGUUCGCUGGUAAGGAGACCUUCUGUAUCGUGAGAGACGUGUACAAGCGAUUGAUAUCUGAAUUUGGUUAUUGGGCCAUGGCCCGCUUCCCGGGCUGGCCACCGCAAUUUGAUUGCAACGUCUCGGAGCUGAAUCGCUUCAUCUCUGAGCGGCUUGCCGGCAAGGAUGGUUAUCUGCACAAUCCCCACCGGUCAGAUUGCCACCUGGUUCCCCAGGCUGGAUUUGUUUACGCAUGGGACAGAAAGAACGCGAAAGUGCUCGCGGCCGGCGGGCUUUGGCGAACGAUGGUGCACCAAGGUGGUGAGAUACGAGCGGUUUCACGAGGAGAUUAA
Prorocentrum cordatum is the source of this 849-nucleotide messenger RNA. The record is from the annotation of a GenBank genome assembly. Lineage: Eukaryota; Dinophyceae; Prorocentrales; Prorocentraceae.